Coregonus clupeaformis (lake whitefish) is the source of this 884-nucleotide messenger RNA. Its product is annotated as double C2-like domain-containing protein beta. The annotation marks the transcript as partial. The record is from RefSeq and is a predicted model, not a curated record. The transcript is spliced from 3 exons. NCBI's taxonomy places the organism in Eukaryota, Metazoa, Chordata, Actinopteri, Salmoniformes, Salmonidae.
UAGAGAGAGCAAGCAGGCAGGCAGCAGUGUGUGUGAGACAGACAGACAGCAUGGUUAGAGCUUGCAGGGUGGACCAGCCACGGCUCUCCAUGUAGCCCAGUGCAGCGCAGGCUAGAGGGGAGGAGUCCGAGGAGCCACCAGGACCUACUCAUCUCACUCACUUACAGCCAGGAGCUCUCACGCCACUGGGACUACUGGCUUUUUCUUUAGGGAUAGACUUCAGAGAAACAACUUAAAAAGAUAAAAACAUUCCAUAACAAUUUUGUCUGGCUGGCUUUGUUGUUACGUGUUUACUUUUCUUGGAGCCUUUUUUGUGUUUUGGGAGGCACCUGGGGAAUUGUUAUUGUUUUGACUGGGACUGGGCUGGGUGGGCGCUCCAAGGGACCGCAUGCAUGACACAACGCAAAGGCGAGAAGACCACCAUCAGCAUCCAGGAGCACAUGGCCAUUGACGUGUGCCCUGGCCCCAUCCAGCCCAUCAAGCAGAUCUCUGACUACUUCCCCCGCUACCCGCGGGGUCUCCCCCCCACAGUGCCCCCCGCCCUCAUCCGGGCCAGCUCGCUGCGCUCCUCUUCGGCCAGCCACAACUCUGGGGAUGACCCGGCCCGCUCCCACACCAACGACGACCCGGGCUGGGCCUUUGGCGGUGCCGCCGCCGCCCUGUCACCCGCAGCAACCGGCAAGAAGGAGGAGGAGCCGGACAUGGAGGGCUAUGACUCUGACGACUCAACUACGUUGGGGACCCUGGACUUCAGUUUACUGUAUGACCAGGAGAACAACGCUUUGCACUGUACCAUCAACAAAGCCAAGGGGCUCAAACCCAUGGACCACAACGGGCUCUCGGAUCCGUAUGUCAAACUGCACCUACUGCCUGGGGCCAGUAAG